Xylaria bambusicola is the source of this 2065-nucleotide messenger RNA. Its product is annotated as putative GABA permease. Gene Ontology annotation, biological process: transmembrane transport. The record is from RefSeq and is a predicted model, not a curated record. Gene Ontology annotation, molecular function: transmembrane transporter activity. The transcript is spliced from 6 exons. Lineage: Eukaryota; Fungi; Ascomycota; Sordariomycetes; Xylariales; Xylariaceae. The coding region runs from base 381 to 1979 and encodes 532 amino acids. Gene Ontology annotation, cellular component: membrane.
GUGCGCACGCAUUUCGUGCUGUGGUUGUGGUGCGACUGUGUGUUGAGGGGUUCGGCUUAUCCAACCCGACGGUGAUUUGCAGCUGGUCUCACUCGGUGCGACUAGUUGAGAUACCCUAUGUCAAUGGUAGAUCUAAGAGGAAAGGGCUAUGAAGGGCUGGUAUAACAUUCUCUUCAGCAACUCCCUUUGCCUUUCCAGGACUAUCACUGGUGGAUUCCUAUCCUGACUUGACAAACACCUGGGAAAGUUGGUUUAGCUGAAAUACCUCUGGGUCUCGCUGUUGUUCCCUCUUUUCCCAUCGCUCGACAAUUCCCUUUGCUACACGACAACUCUGUCCCAUCGUACUCGCCCAGUUGUGAUCGAUCACCAAGUGCUUCAACAUGGAUAUCGGCUUCGAGGAACAUGGUCUGCAGACCGUGCUCAAGCAGGGCCUUUCGGAUUCAACUUCACGCGACGAUGUCGCAUUGACUCGUCUCGGAAAGAAGCCCGUAUUGAAGAGGAACUUUGGCUUCAUGACAAUUCUUGGGUUCAGCUGCACCGUCCUCAUCACUUGGGAAGGGUCGUUGACCACGUUUCUUUCAGGACUGCAGAAUGGGGGACCAUCUGGAAUUCUCUACGGAUUUCUCGUCGUCUGGGUCGGCACCCUCUCGGUAUUCACAACACUAUCCGAGCUAGUCUCAAUGGCUCCGACAUCGGGAGGACAGUAUCAUUGGGUCUCGAUGUUGGCGCCCUCUUCAUCACGGAAGUUCCUUGGAUACCUAACUGGCUGGCUUGCCAUUACAGGGUGGCAGGCGCUCGUAGCUUCUGGUGCUUUCGUCACUGGAACCAUGAUUCAAGGUCUUGUUCUGCUUACACAUCCCGAGUAUGCUGCUGUCAUGAAGAACUGGCACGGCACGCUUCUAUUCUGGGGAGUUGUACUGGUUAGUUAUGGCAUCAACACUGCAGUGGGAUCCCUCCUGGCGAAAUUCGAAGGCCUCGUGCUGGUUUUACACAUCCUCGGCUUCUUCGCUGUCAUACUCCCCUUAACGUUGCUCAGCCCCCACGGAUCAGCUAAAGAUGUCUUCGAUACUUGGGUCAACUCCGGACUAUGGCAAACGCAAGGCCUAUCAUUCAGCAUUGGAAUAAUAGGAAACGUUUUUGCCUUUCUUGGUGGAGACGGUGCUAUACAUAUGUCGGAAGAAAUUCGCAACGCCGCUGUAGUGGUCCCGCGAUCCUUGAUGACAGGUCUUGCUGUCAAUGGGACACUGGGCUUCGCUAUGAUGGUUGCGACACUAUAUUCUCUUGGGGACAUCAAGGUGGCGUUAGCUGAGAACCCGCAAUAUCCAUUCAUGUCUGUUUUCCACCACGCUGUUGGAUCGACUGCCGGGGCGACUGUUAUGUCGUCUCUCGUCGUAAUCAUGUCCUUCAGCGCCACUACCGGUUGCCUUGCAUCUACGUCUCGAAUAUAUUGGGCUUUUGCUCGCGAUCGUGGAGUGCCAGGCUGGAAAGUUCUGAAAAAGAUUAGCCCACGAACCAGCAUCCCCGAUAAUGCUGUACUAGUAACAGUUGUCAUUGCCAUCAUUCUCUCUCUUGUCAACAUUGGUGAUUCGGUAGCCUUCAAUGGCGUUAUAUCCAUGUCAAUAGCCGGUCUAUUUGGCUCGUAUCUCAUCGCCGCAUCUCUGCUCCUAUACCGCAGAGUAACAGGGGCUAUAGGCACCCGACACGACGACGAUACUCUCACAAACACAAUCGGUGGCAGCUUAACGUGGGGGCCCUGGAGAGUACACGGCAUACUUGGAAUUGCCAACAAUGCAUUCUCUUGUGCUUAUCUCUUCUACAUCUUUAUCUUCAGCUUCUGGCCCCCUGCUCGGGAUGUCACACCCCAAAAUUUCAAUUGGGCUGUGCUGGGUUUCGGGGUGGUUGUUUCGUUCAGUAUGCUGUAUUACGUAGCAUGGGCGAGGAAAACAUACACGGGGCCAGUUAUCGAGAGUGGUCGCUGAGAAGCCCCUCGUACGUUACCGAGAAGCUGUCUCGUAUAGAGUGUACUUUGCUGACGCCGGUGGCCGAUAAACUGUAUAUAAGGCUG